GAUCAUUCCGCCAUGUUAUGAGAUGAGAUGAUGAUUGGGAGGUGUGAAAAGAACUUUAAAUGACAGUCAGCUGUUUACAUUUCCAUCCUCUUUUAAGUCACACUUAUUCACACAAUCUAUCAAACCAGAAAAUUACGAUAGUUUGCGCGUAAAUUCCUCAAAAUCACAUUUUAGCAGAGAGAAUGUGUCUGUCAACAGCAUAUUUCUACUCUUGAGGAGUGAACACGUCAACUCGGUCAACUGACUGUCUACCACGAGAUUCACAGGGAAUGUGUUACUGAUAGAUAACCAGGGAAGAAGAGACAAGAAGUGUACAAGUCAUGGAUGAAGACGAACGUAAGAAGAUAGAGGAGAUUGGGAAGAUGACGUCCCUCUCCCAGGAAGAGAUCAUCAGUGGUACAAAGACGAUAAUGCAAGGCCUGGACACGCUGAAAAAUGAACAUCACCAGAUUCUUAAUGGACUGCUCUCCUCCAUGAAAACCAUCAAGAAAGAAAAUGAAGAUACAAAUCUGAUGGAGGAGAAGACUAAUCGCCUCAAAAAGUCACUGGAGACCAUAGAACUAGGCCUCAGUGAAGCACAGGUAAUGAUGGCCUUGGCAAAUCAUCUCCAGCAUGUGGAAGCAGAAAAACAAAAAUUACGAGCACAAGUGAGACGUCUCUGUCAAGAAAAUGCCUGGCUUAGGGACGAGCUGGCCAACACGCAGCAGAAACUGCAGGGGAGUGAACAGAGAGUGGCCACCCUAGAGGAGGAACAAAAACAUCUCACGUUUAUGAAUGAGAUGAGAAAAUAUGAUUCAUCAGACCCUAAUCAACAAUCACAGACCUCAGAAGGAGAGAAAGAAUCUGACCAAUCAACACAGUCCUUGGACCUCGGCUUUCCCGACGAUGACGAUGAACCUCCACAACAAGAAGUCCUUUCUCCCUCACAACCCAGUGCCAUGGCCCAGGCUGCCAGUGGAGGGUACGAGAUUCCUGCGCGACUACGCACUCUUCAUAAUCUAGUCAUCCAGUACGCCUCUCAGGGCCGCUAUGAAGUGGCUGUCCCACUUUGUAAGCAAGCCUUAGAGGACUUAGAGAAGACCAGUGGCCAUGACCAUCCUGACGUAGCAACUAUGCUAAACAUUCUAGCUCUAGUAUACAGAGAUCAAGGCAAAUAUAAGGAGGCUGCCAAUUUACUGAAUGAUGCCCUGGGCAUCAGAGAGAAAACACUCGGUCUUGAUCAUCCGGCUGUGGCGGCAACACUGAAUAAUUUAGCUGUUCUAUAUGGAAAGAGGGGCAAAUAUAAAGAAGCAGAACCUCUAUGUAAAAGAGCAUUAGAAAUUAGAGAAAAGGUUUUAGGAAAAGAUCAUCCAGAUGUUGCUAAGCAGUUAAAUAAUUUAGCCUUACUUUGUCAAAAUCAAGGAAAAUAUGAAGAGGUUGAGCAAUAUUAUCAGCGAGCUCUUGAAAUUUAUGAAACCAAAUUGGGACCAGAUGACCCCAAUGUUGCUAAAACUAAGAACAACUUGGUGGAACAUUAUUAUAAAAGAGCUUUAGAAAUAUACCUCAUACGUUUAGGUAGAGAUGACCCAAAUGUAUCCAAAACAAAAAAUAAUCUGGCAUCAGCAUAUCUCAAACAAGGGAAGUAUAAGCAGGCAGAGGCUUUAUAUAAAGAAGUCCUAACUAGAGCUCAUGAAAAAGAAUUUGGAAAAGUAGAUGGUGAAAAUAAACCUAUAUGGAUGCAAGCUGAAGAAAGAGAAGAAAAUAAAGGUAAAAGUAAGGAAGGAUCUCCACUGCCUGAGUAUGGGGGCUGGCAUAAAACUGCCAAGGUUGACAGUCCGACAGUCACAACCACUCUUAAGAAUUUAGGAGCCUUGUACAGGAGGCAGGGAAAAUAUGAAGCUGCAGAAAUGCUAGAGGAAUGUGCAAUGAGAUCCAAGAAGAGUGCCCUGGAUGUGGUCAAACAGACCCAGGUCUUGGGUGCUGACUAUUCUAAAGACCACUUACCCCCCACCAAUCCGGGGCGGCGGCGAUCGGGAAGUAAAGAUCGGGGGUUCAGGAACUCCACAGAAAAUGUGUCACAUAUUGGUGAUACGGAGGAUGGAAAAUUAAAGAGAAGUGGGUCCUUCACCAAACUGCGAGCUUCCAUUCGACGGUCCAGUGCUAAGUUGGUGCAGAAACUAAAAGGAAAGGGCACAGGCGAAGAAACGGGCAGCGUUUGGAGUUUGCCAGGGUCAGGGUACCUGGAUACUCCCAUUCCCCGUUACUGGGACGAAUCUAGCGGCCCCGCCUACUCUAGAUCUGGUAUGAAAAGAGCAAGUUCCAUGUCAGUUCUCAACACAAGCAGUAACCAACCAGAUAAAUUAAGUGAAAGCAGGCGGUCGUAUGGGGAUCUAAGAGGGCAGGGCAGGACGGCCAGUUCCGACCACUUAAUCAACCGACCGUUCUGAUGCCGGCUUGGUGUGCAAUCACGUGGGCUGAUAUCAUCAUUCCUGACACUUGUGAUAGGGUUCAGAGUCAGCCCCACCCCUCCACUUCAUACUGUUAUCACCCCCCGGGGCUGUGUACUUAUUUCAAACUCCUUGUGUGUGAUUCUGAGAGAAUUAGUGGCUUAGUCACAGUGUAAAUUGCUUCAAUAAAAGUACUUUCAUCAUUUUGCCACAUUGUUCUGUGUCAAACGCUGUCACGUCAAGAUCAACUUCAUUGUUACGGAUUAUUUAUUAUUAUUAUAACAGCAUGUUAUUUAUUUUCUUUGGUCAGUUUGCUGUCAUAUGUCAUCACUGUAAAUGACCAUUCGAAUUUGGUGUUCAUAUUCUAUAUUUAGCUUCUUAAAUGUUGAAAAAACCAAUGAAACUUCAACAAUUGAAAUUGUAAGUGAUUGUUGUUGCUGUUCUUUAAAUAAUGCAUGUAGUUGGGUAUUUCAUAGAAUUUCUCACUGAAGGGUUAUUUUUAUUUUUUGUAUAAUAAAAACAAAGUCUGUACAAUGCAAUGUGUAAGAAAGAUUAAUUUUCCCCAUAAUUUUAUCGUAAGGGAGAAUAUUUGACAGUUUUGCUUUCUAGAGUAUCAUUUGAGAGCACAUUUCACGGAUAGUGAUAAUAAAAGGAUGAAACGGGUGGAUGGUAUAGUUUAAUUCCAAAGCUUAAGUAUGCUUCUGUUUGCUUGCAUUCUGAAAAAUGUUUAAAUAAUGUUGAGGGUGGGGAAAAGAAAUAAUGUUCUAGAUUUCCUUUAAGUUUAUAAACAAUACGUCUGCUAUAAGGAAUACAGAGCUAAUUGAUGAAGCUUGGACAUGGUCUGUCAUGAGUAAUUCCAUCUGUGCUCCUAAUACCAUAUAUACAUGUACCUAUAUUAGCCUUUUAAAUAUGACUUGGUUCUUCACUAUUUUCACUUGUAAAAUUUUAUUUUUUAUUGGAAAAAAGCUUGAAGGAUCUUUGCAUUUUUCACUUUCUUUGACAUAUUGCAGUCCUUGGGAAUCCACAAAUUGGUUAAAGAAAAUUUGCCAAACAGGUUGUGUUCAGAGUUUCCUGAAUUUGAUUUUUGCAUAGUUUUGAAUACUCACAUUUAGGGAUCUCCUUUUGCUGCCUCCUAUGUUCUGUAUAGAAAUUUGAAGUUGAUUCUUGUUAGAUUCAUGUUUAUUAAAUUUGUUUUAUUUUCUCAAUGCCACCAUUAGCACAAUUUCCCACAGGAAUUGGCCAAGGAUGUGGAAGUUAAUUUGUGUUGAGUUGUGAACAAAAUGGGGUACAAGUUAAAUGUGGAAUGAAUGAAUAAGAAGGGUUUCAGGUGAUCUCAGAAUGAACUUUGUGCACUUAUUGAGAUGUGAAAUCAGAUGAAAGCCUCAUUUUCUUAUCAGCUUUGAUAUGUUUAUUUUCAAAGUGCUGUAUGAUUUUUUUUUUUAUUUUUAUGUUUGGUAUGUAUAUGUGCUAUUAUUGCUUAUGUGAUAAUUUACAUGAACAAAAUAUUUUUGUUGAGAGCUGAAAUUUUGUUAUUUAGGUAGGCACACUAGAAUAGGGGUUAAUGUUUAUUUGUAGAAAGUAUAAUUUGCAGUGCUCAGGGCUUUGGUUAUGUUGUAGAUCAAUUGCUUGCCAAUUUUUAAAUGAAGUGCUUAUGAUAAGCAUGCCCUACUUUCUUUUUUUCUGUUACGGCUAUGUCGAAAAGAAAAAUACAUGUAUUUUACAUGUUUGAAUUUUUAUACAUGUUCCUUAUAAGGAAUGUGUGAUCUGGGUAAAUAGUUAUAUUUCAAGUUUCAAUUACUCCUUACAAUGGCAUGAAGUGUUUCAUGAUUGUCCCAGAUGUACUGUUUGUAUUUAUAUAAACAUUCCUGUUCUAUCAUUAGUGUGAAGGGAAAGGGGAGGCUACUAGUACAUGUACUUAUGUGCAAACUGAAGUUGUGAUUUUUAUGAAAACUGUGUAAGACAUGAUAUUAAACCAGUUUACGUUGUAGAUAUUAAUCCUUUAUUCAGUGUUCAAUGGAAGCUAUUUUUAGUGAUGAUAUAGGAUUUUAAGGUAACCUGAAAUUUUUUUCUUACUUCAAACAUGGGAAGUAAUACCCACAGAUUUUUAAUUCUGAACUGUAGAUGGAUAUGAUAAUGGUAGCAAAAAUUGCUGACAAAUAGUAAUAUAUAAAUGUUUAAGAAAUUAGUAAUAUAAUACAGAUUAUUUGAUACCAAGUCAUCUAGCCAUGCCUGAUAUAUGGAGUCCAAUGGCCUCCUGUUGUGAUAUCAUUUGUUUUUUUGCAAGAAUGGGUGUAUAUUGUUGCUGUAAUUUGUUGCCAAUGUACUGAUUAUAAAGCUAAUGUAUGCAAUAUAAUAUUUGUACAAUAAAUUAUGAAAUCUAAUUUCUUUCUGUCAUGACACUUUAUAGAAAUGAAUUAAUUAAAUAUGAAUAAAUUUAA
This is a messenger RNA of Saccostrea cuccullata (small rock oyster), 4864 nucleotides long. Its product is annotated as kinesin light chain-like. Lineage: Eukaryota; Metazoa; Mollusca; Bivalvia; Ostreida; Ostreidae. Gene Ontology annotation, cellular component: kinesin complex; cytoplasm. Gene Ontology annotation, molecular function: kinesin binding. Bases 321 to 2426 code for a protein of 701 amino acids. The transcript is spliced from 20 exons. The record is from RefSeq and is a predicted model, not a curated record. Gene Ontology annotation, biological process: microtubule-based movement.